CCUCACAUAGCACGAAUGCGAGAGGGGUAAAACUAAAAACAGGGCACAACAAACGCGCUUCCCAAGUUCCAGUAGUUGCGGAGGUUAGAGUAAUUUCCCUCCGGAUUCUGCGACACCACUUUCGUCCUUUCUUUUCUUGGUGGGUGCAUGCAUCAUAGAGGAAUUUGUGCCGUCUAGGGUUUUUGCUGCUUUUGCUCAGAAGGAACAAUCACCUUGUAUAGCUGUGAUGGUUGCAAAUUUCUAUUAUCCUCCUUUGUUUAGUGUGGCUCCAAUGAUGGACUGGACUGAUCAUCACUACAGGACUCUGGCACGCCUCAUAUCCAAACAUGCUUGGCUCUACACGGAGAUGCUUGCAGCUGAAACAAUUGUUCAUCAAAAGGGUAAUCUGGACAGAUUCUUGGCAUAUUCUCCAGAUCAACAUCCUAUUGUGCUUCAAAUUGGAGGGAGUAAUUUAGAAAAUUUGGCUAAAGCUACUGAACUGGCGAAUUCUUAUUGCUAUGAUGAGAUCAACUUCAAUUGCGGAUGCCCGAGUCCUAGAGUAGCUGGACGUGGAUGCUUUGGUGUACGACUUAUGCUUGAUCCAAAGUUUGUUGCAGAGGCUAUUUCAUUAAUUGCUGCCAAUACAGAUGUUCCUGUCAGUGUCAAAUGUCGAAUAGGUGUGGAUGAUCAUGAUUCGUACAAUGAAUUGUGUGAUUUCAUUUACAAGGUUUCUUCUCAAUCACCUGCUAAGCAUUUCAUAAUUCACUCAAGGAAGGCACUGCUUAAGGGCCUAAACCCAGCUGAAAAUCGGAGUAUUCCUCCACUAAAAUAUGAAUACUUUUAUGGCCUUUUACGGGACUUUCCUGACUUAACAUUUACAAUCAAUGGUGGUAUUACUAGUAUUGAUGAGGUCAAUGGAGCUCUAAAGGCUGGGGCUCAUGGUGUUAUGGUUGGACGUGCAGCAUACCAUAACCCUUGGCAUAUUUUGGGACAUGUUGAUAGUGCAGUUUACGGUGCACCACGUAGUGAUCUAACACGUCGUCAGGUCCUUGAGAAAUAUCAAAUAUACGGGGACUCAGUUGUACGAAAAUAUGGACUUGGGCCAACUGUGCGAGAUAUUGUGAAGCCUUUACUUGGUUUUUUCCAUUCUGAACCUGGGAAUGGGCUUUGGAAGCGCAAAGCAAAUUCUGCUUUCCACACAUGCACGACAGUUAAAUCAUUUCUUGAAGAAACCCUUGUAGCAAUUCCUGACUCAGUCUUGGAUUCACCUUUUGGGGAACCACAAUCUGGUCGUGGAGAUCUUUUUGCUAACAUUCACGGUUUACUGCCUACACCAUACAGAGCAAGAGAAGUGGAUGCCAUUGCCAUAUAAAUCCAUCAGUUAUUUAUUAUAGGCAAUUGACUUAGAUGUAAUCCAACGAUGUAGUUUAAUUAUAAACUAGGGGACUUCAAUUCUUCGUGGCUUUUGCUUUUUUACUAUUGAUUUUGGUUAAAUUUGUAAUGUGGUAGUUCUGUUUAGAGGAAUGUCGGGUGGCUCAUAUUACUCUAAAUUAGAUAAGGCCAACGUGGCAUUAUUUAAAAGAAAGGAAAAGGAAAUGUCAAAGGCUGUAGAAUCCUCAUUUUUCUGAUC
This is a messenger RNA of Cajanus cajan (pigeon pea), 1609 nucleotides long. RefSeq lists its product as uncharacterized. The record is from RefSeq and is a predicted model, not a curated record. Gene Ontology annotation, biological process: tRNA dihydrouridine synthesis. Gene Ontology annotation, molecular function: flavin adenine dinucleotide binding; tRNA dihydrouridine synthase activity. NCBI's taxonomy places the organism in Eukaryota, Viridiplantae, Streptophyta, Magnoliopsida, Fabales, Fabaceae.